CCACUAUAAGAUAUCCUGAUGGAACCUAACAGUGGCAUACAUGCAGACACCAGCCACGGGAGUACCAGUGCUAUUCUGAAUUCUGUACAUCUCGGAAUAUACCACAAAUAUGGACUACACUCUGGCCCUCCUGUUUUCCCUGCUGCAACUUUUAAGUGUGUGCACAGCUGCUCCUCUGCCAGUGGAAGUAGUGAAGAUGAAAUCAAAAGUAAAAUGGAUGGCUGAACAGCUGAUUGUCAGGCUGGACAAGGACUUCCAGGUUCCUGCUGGCCUGACACUCAGUCCACCUGCUGAUGAUCUGGACGGACCUUCCUCCAUAGUGACGGUCUUGGAUGGUUAUAACAGCCUGAUCUCUGACACCUUUAACGGGGUCUCCCAGGUCAAGUUUGACAUCUCUUCGCUGACAGGUUACCUCGAUCAGUGGAGGCAGGGACACUGCAGUGAGCAGCGGCCAAAGCCCUCAGUGCCAGGGCCACUGCAACAGCUACAGAGUCGGAAAGAGUUCAUUCACACGGUGAGCAUCGAGGCUCUCAUGAGAGUGAAAGAGUUCCUCAACCUGCUGCUGAAAAAUCUGGAUCAUCUUGAGACUUGCUGAAAGAUGGACAUUAGAACUAAUAUUUAUAGAUGCUAAGUCUGCAUCAGUGAUGUCUGACUUAGCAUUCCCCCCAUUCUUAGUUAUACUUUUGCGAUGUGUUUUGAAGGAAAUUUAUUCUUGAACAUGCAUUUAUUUAUAUACGUAUGUAUUUAUUUAUCUACUUUACGUUGAAAAUAUGUUUUUUGUAACAAACACUGUCUGUUCAACAGCAUGUCUGCAACAAAAGUCUAGUUUCCACCGGAACGUUUGUAUGAAAACUGGUCUAGAGCAUGCCUUGCACACACGUAUCAGCUGCUCGUAGACUUGCAUUAUGACACCACCAUUGUGUCAAAAGUAAAAAAAAAAUAUGAAUCUACAUGGUAACUCGGGCCUGAAGCUGAAUCAGCGCUGUAAAGAAGCAUCACAACGAAGAGUGAUGUCAUGUCUGGAAAUUCCUAAAAACCGGGAGGAAACUUGCCAAGAUAAACAGCUGUGUUUUUAUGAGAAGUAGCACAGGAAGGGUAAAGGGCAACUUUAAUUUCAGUGCAAUAUCCUCAGCUCUUCCAAAAUAGCUAUUUAUAGCCAUAGAUAUUUUGUAUAUUUUUAUACAGUUCACAGUAUUUUUUAUAAUUAUUGGGUUUAAACUAUGAAUAAAUAUUUUUUAAAAAUCUUUUUUAUAUAUGCAAGUUUGUAGGUGUUGUGAGAUGAGUGAAAGACGAGAUGAGAAAGAUCAGAAUUUGUGGGUGUUCAUCUCUUGCUCCACUUGUGUAUUCAGGGUUCAUGAGUGGAAAGUGUUUACCCAGAGCUAUCGGCUUAUGAUUAACUCCUGUUAAAAACUAGCAUUUAAAAAAGUGAUCUUUGAAUCCAACAACAAAUAUGGAUUUAAUACAAAAGUGUAAAGA
Molecule: messenger RNA, 1476 nt
Organism: Xiphias gladius (swordfish)
Lineage: Eukaryota; Metazoa; Chordata; Actinopteri; Istiophoriformes; Xiphiidae
Product: leptin-like
Exons: 3
Coding region: 110-595 (161 amino acids)
Source: RefSeq, a predicted model, not a curated record